This is a messenger RNA of Diaporthe amygdali, 1158 nucleotides long. RefSeq lists its product as uncharacterized. Bases 1 to 1158 code for a protein of 385 amino acids. Gene Ontology annotation, molecular function: starch binding. The transcript is spliced from 2 exons. The record is from RefSeq and is a predicted model, not a curated record. Lineage: Eukaryota; Fungi; Ascomycota; Sordariomycetes; Diaporthales; Diaporthaceae.
AUGAAGUCAGCGACGGCAUUGGCACUGGCCAGUCUUGUUAAAUCCACCUUUGGCCAUGGAUACUUGACGAUCCCUUCCAGCCGAACAAGGCUCGGUGCUGAGGCCGGCAUAGACACUUGCCCCGAGUGCACAAUUCGAGAACCCGUUGAGGCCUGGCCGAAUGUCACUGCUGCCACUGUCGGCCGCAGUGGCCCAUGUGGCUACAAUGCCAGGGUCAGCGUCGAUUAUAACCAGCCCUCGACUAACUGGGGUAACACCCCCGUUGCCACAUAUACGCCCGGUCAGACCGUUGAUGUGCAGUGGUGCGUUGACAACAACGGUGAUCACGGCGGCAUGUUCAGCUAUCGUAUCUGCCAGGACCAGGCGCUGGUUGAUAAACUCAUGACUCCCGGAUACCUCCCGACCGACGACGAGAAGCAGGCCGCCGAGGACUGUUUCCAGCGCGGUACACUGAAAUGCACCGACGUGUCGGGGCAGACCUGUGGCUAUAGCCCAGACUGUACCGAAGGACAAGCCUGCUGGAGAAACGAUUGGUUCACGUGCAACGCUUUCCAGGCUGACAGCCGCCGAGGAUGCCAGGGCGUCGACAAUGCGGCCCUUGGGUCUUGUUUCACCACCAUCGCUGGCGGAUACACAGUGACCAAGAAGAUCAAGAUUCCCGACUACGUUUCGAACCACACCAUCCUCUCGUUCCGAUGGAACUCGUUCCAGACAGGUCAGGUCUACCUCACCUGCGCCGACAUUGCUAUCAGCGGCAGCGGCGGCGGCGGCAGCUCAUCCUCCUCCACGGGUACCAGCACCAGCACGGCCGUAGCGACCACGACCAGUACGGGAUGCACGACCGCAAGCAGCGUUGCCGUUACGUUCAAUGAGAUCGUCACGACGACCCCGGGCCAGACGAUCAAGGUUGCAGGCUCGAUCUCGGCGCUCGGGAAUUGGGACGUGGCGUCGGCCCCGGCGCUCUCGGCUGCGCAAUACACGAGCUCCAAUAACUUAUGGACGUACACAGUGACGCUGGCGGCAGGACAGACGUUUGAGUACAAGUUCAUCAACGUGGCAUCGAGUGGAACUGCGACGUGGGAGAGCGAUCCGAACAGGUCGUACACGGUGCCGCGCAGCUGUGCGACUGCGGUCACUGUCGACACCAAUUGGAAGUGA